Herpailurus yagouaroundi (jaguarundi) is the source of this 3062-nucleotide messenger RNA. RefSeq names its product adhesion G protein-coupled receptor D2 (gene ADGRD2). Gene Ontology annotation, cellular component: plasma membrane. Gene Ontology annotation, molecular function: G protein-coupled receptor activity. Gene Ontology annotation, biological process: adenylate cyclase-activating G protein-coupled receptor signaling pathway; cell surface receptor signaling pathway. Lineage: Eukaryota; Metazoa; Chordata; Mammalia; Carnivora; Felidae. Bases 779 to 2719 code for a protein of 646 amino acids. The record is from RefSeq and is a predicted model, not a curated record. The transcript has 22 exons.
GCGGCGGCGCGCCGGGGCGCGGGGACUGGGCGCGGGCCACCCGGUGCCAGCGGGUGGCAUCCUCGUGCUGGGCCAGGAUCAGGACUCUCUGGGCGGUGGCUUCUCGGCGCGCGAUGCCUUCAGCGGCAACCUCACCGACUUCCACCUGUGGGCUCGGGCCCUGAGCCCCGCGCAGCUGCGUCGGGCACGGGCCUGCGCGCCGCCACCCAGCGGCCUGCUCUUCCGCUGGGACCUGGGCGCCCUGGACGUCACGCCCUCGCUGUUGCCGCCCCUGCGGGUGCGCCUGCUCUGUCCAGUGCCCUCAGAAGAGUGCCCUACGUGGAACCCAGGAUCCGGCACCGAGGGCUCUUUGCUCUGCCUUCAACCACAUUUCUUCCUUUGCUGUUACCGGACAGACACUUAUCAGCGGCUGCAGGAUGCCCAGUCGUGGCCUGGCCAGGAUGUUAUCAGCCGAGUCAAUGCCUUGGCCAAGACCGUAGUGCUGCUUCCUGACCCCCUCUCUGAAGCCCCUGGACACCUGUCGCUGGCUGAGGCCUCCAGCUUCCUGGGUAUCCUGGAGAAGGUCCUGGCAAAGGAGUCCGCUCCACUGGGGCCGGCUGCACUGCUGGCUGUCGUGCACUUCCUAAAGAGAGUGACAGCCCUCGGGGCUGGGGAGCCAGAACCCUUAACAGGGCCCUGGGAGCAGCUAGGCCAGGGCAUCGUGUCUGUGGCCAGCUUGGUCCUGGAGGAGCAGCUGGCUGGCGCGUGGCUCUCAAUCAGCGAGGUGGUUGGUGGACCCAUGGCCCUGGUGGCAAGUCUACAGCGCUUGGCGCCCCUGCUGAGCACCACGCUGACCCCUGGGCGGCCCCAAAUGCACAUCCAGCGUCGCUGUGUCGGCCUGGAGGUGCGGAGUCUACGCUUGACGGAGGCUGGCACGGAGGGCUAUGUGUUCACAGUGCCCGGUGGGCAUCCGGAGGGGCCCGGCCACAUCCGCAUCCCCGCAGGUGAAGUGGAGCGCCUCCUCGGGAAAGGCCUCUCUGGAGUCACCGUGAUCCACAGCUGGUUCAGCUCGAGUGUCUUCCGGCAAACCCUAGGGGAGCCUGGCCUGGAGCCCCAGGCCCCUGACAGCUCAGAAGAGGCAAGCAAAUUGCAGAGGUUUCUAAGCACCCAGGUGGGGUCAGCCAUCAUCUCCUCUGAGGUAUGGGAUGAAACCGGGGAGGUCAGCACGGCCGUGACCUUUCACUUGCAACACCAGACCCAGGCCUUCCCACAGAAACUGGUGGAACCUGUCUGUGCCUUCUGGAACUUCAGCAUCAGCCCAGACACAGGGGGCUCCUGGGCCACUACCGGCUGCUCUGUGGCCACCCUGUACCGGGACUCUACCGCGUGCUUCUGCAACCACAGCACCAACUUUGCUGUCCUGUUGCAGGUGUAUGACGUCCAGAGAAGCCCCGAGGAGGAGUCGCUACUGAGGACGCUGUCGUUUGUGGGCUGCGGAGUGUCCUUCUGCGCCCUGGCCACCGCCUUCUUGCUCUUCCUGGCAGCCGGGGUCCCCAGGUCGGAGCGAGCCACGGUCCACAAGAACCUCACCUUCUCCCUGGCCUCUGCCGAGGGCUUCCUCAUGGCCAGCGAGUGGGCAAAGGCCAACAAGGUGGCAUGUGUGGCCGUCACAGCUGCAAUGCAUCUCCUCUUUUUGGUCGCAUUCUCCUGGAUGUUGGUGGAGGGCCUAUUGCUAUGGAGCAAGGUGGUGGCCGUGCGCAUGCGCCCAGGCCCCAGGAUGACUCUCUACUACGCCACGGGCUGGGGCGUGCCCGUGGCCAUCGUGGCCAUCACGGUGGCCAUGUCCCCCGACGACUAUGUGGCCACUGGCCACUGCUGGCUCAAUGUGCACACGGACACCAUCUGGGCCUUUGUGGGGCCCGUGCUCUUCGUGCUGACUGCCAACACCUGCAUCCUGGUCCGCGUAGUGAUGGUCACUGUGUCCAGUGCCCGCCGCCGUGCCCGCAUGCUGAGCCCCCAGCCCUGCCUGCGGCAGCAAAUCACGAUCCAGAUAUGGGCCACAGUGAAGCCGGUGCUGGUCCUGCUGCCCGUCCUGGGCCUCACCUGGCUGGUCGGCACGCUGGUGCACCUCAGCCCGGCCUGGGCCUACGCCGCCGUGGGCCUCAAUUCCUUCCAGGGGCCAUACAUCUUCCUGGUCUACGCUGCCUACAACGGGGAGGUCCGGAAUGCCUUGCAGAGGAUGACUGAGAAAAAGGCAACAGUGGCAUUUAUGGUCUGCUCCAGCCCCAUAGGCCCAGGGUCCCACCCUAGGUCCCUUGGUCCCUGGGAGGUCUCUCAGAACAACCCUGUAGCCUUGGCUCCAGCCCGAAGACACUUGGCUAUUAGAGGUAAGGCCACGCCACCUUCCAGUCUGAGUACUACCCAGUGCCUCAGUUUCCCCAGUGCUCAGGUAAAGCUGAGAAGGCAAUGGCAGAUCCUGUCAACCCAUCUGAGAGACAAGGAGACUGAGGCCCAGGGAAUUCUGCAAACACGGGGCCUGGAAGGGACCCACAGCCCCAGAAUCUCCACAACCUUCUCCUCCAUUGCAGAACCUGAGAGACCGGCUGUGGAGCUGACAGCAUUCAAGGCAUCAGGUACAGCUCCCAUCUCAGAGGGGUCCCCCCUCUCCCCUUGGCACCCGGACACCCCCUCAGCCCCACUGCACCAGGAUGGAAGGGAUUUGAGAAGCAGCCACACCUGACGCCUCGUGGAAGCCUGAAGUCUUCCAUUAGCACACUGUUUCUAGAGAGAGUGCAUGCGGACUUGACUCCAAGCCUCUGAAAGGCCCAACUGGGGGCCCCCCCAGGGACAGACAGCAGCCUCCGCCACCACCUACUGCCUCUCCCUCAGCCUCUCCCGACUUGCAGUAGGAGCCCCCCCCCCCAACCCCUCCCGGGUGCUGUGCUAACCCUGCCAGGUCCCACAGCUCAGUCCCCCUAACUUUCUGUCCAAGAUUGUUACCCGCUCUGACCCUCCCCACCUGCCUUGAAAUUCUGACAGCCCUGUGGUAUCGCUAGCAAUAAAGGGUACUCUUGUGACCUGUU